AUGGACACAACGCACGGCUCUGAAACCGACGAAGAAGACAACGAGGACGAGGCGCAAGAGUAUCUCAACAAGAUGACCGACCACACAAAUCGAAAAGUCGAAACCGUAUUCGGCAAAGGCGUCGAAGUGUGGAAAUCGUUCAACGGCACUAUCUACGCCGAUGUAACUGACAAGGUCAAGAGGAAACAGCGAGACGAAGAGGUGUGGGGUAAGAAGAGGAAGCGUGGUGGCGCGGACGGGCAGGGGAAAGUGUUGGAACAGCGAUCUGAUUCCCUGCGGAACUCGACGUCUUCUUCUAGUUAUACCUCUACUGCUGCUUCUACGCCAACACGAGACCUACCGCAGAGUACAUACUCCGACAGUACGAUUUCAUACCCUUCACUGCCAACAAGAUACGACACCUCACUUCCAUCUACACCUACAGCGUCGCAAUGGGAGAACUUCCCGGUGCGGCCGUCUCAAGAAGCGGAUUUCCCUGCUGCACCCCUUGAGUACAAGUCUCUUUCGAAGACUAUUGCACAGCCUGGAGGUACGAUUACAAGAAGCUUCUAUGAGGCUGGCGAGAAGCAGAAUGUCGAUGAUGGAGAAGAAGAUCGAGAUGCGAAGCAUGACAAAGUGGAAGGAAGACCUUGGCUGAGGAAAGGGUAG
Molecule: messenger RNA, 648 nt
Organism: Alternaria arbusti
Lineage: Eukaryota; Fungi; Ascomycota; Dothideomycetes; Pleosporales; Pleosporaceae
Exons: 2
Coding region: 1-648 (215 amino acids)
Source: RefSeq, a predicted model, not a curated record